UUGACCGUCGUUGAGCAUUGCCCCAUUUCCAGUCCGCUGCUACGGUUCCUCCCUCUUCAGGAGCCUGCUUGCCUGUCUCGAUGUCGAUCCUCACCGCUAUUCUGCCGCAACAGAUGUCUGAGAGCUAGCCAGCAGAGGACUUUCCCUCGCUGCCUGAGCGUUCCACCUGCAGCCAUGAAUGGCGGGGCCAGCGUUUGGGCCAUUACUCCGGAGGAGAGAGGGAAACACGACAAGCAGUUUGAGAACCUCGCCCCGGUCCUCGGCUACGUCUCAGGAGAACAAGCGAGGAAGUUCUUUCUCCAGUCUGGCCUCCCAGCUUCUGUCUUAGCAGAGAUUUGGAGCCUAGCUGACAUGGACUAUGAUGGGAAGAUGGACAGACUGGAGUUUUCAAUCGCUAUGAAGCUAAUUAAGCUUAAGCUCCAGGGGCGGAGCCUGCCCUGGGCCUUGCCAAGCAUCAUGAAGCAAACUCCAUCUUCUAAUAAUAAUAAUAUGACUUCAUCAGCACGAUUUGGAAUGGGAUCCAUGCCCAACUUAUCCGUUGGUCUGUCAUCCAUGUCCAUCCUAACACCCCUUCCUGCUAACCCCCCCUUCCACUCGUUGCAACCCCUGGUGCCAGUGACUCUGCCUUUGGCUACCUCUUUUGGAAACUCUGGGCUCCCCAACGGCACCGUCAACCUGCUCACCUCACCACUUGUUCCCAUCAGUGCAGGUCUCCCUGUCUCUGGCUUUUCAUCCCCUAUGGCUUUCUCCCCAUCCACGGGCAUGUCAGCGGCCAGCUCUCUUCUGGAACUCGGAUCAAGCAGGCAUGAUUCAAAUUCUUCCUCCACCGCGUCAUUGGCCAGCAACUCUCCAAAGAUGGGAGCAGGUGAUUGGGCCGUGCCGCAGGCCUCAAGACUCAAGUACCGUCAGCAGUUCAACACACUGGACAAACUAAUGACUGGCUACUUGUCAGGACCUCAGGUUAGAAACGUGCUAAUGGCCUCAAACUUGACCCAAACUCAGCUAGCUACCAUCUGGAGUCUGGCGGAUGUGGAUCAGGACGGUCAGCUUCGGGCUGAUGAGUUCAUUCUGGCCAUGCAACCUGUGGAGACGGCGAAGACGGGACGUCCUCUACCUCUCUCACUCCCUCAGGAGUUGAUACCUCCCUCACUGAGAGGAGGACUAAAGUCCACCGAGCUCGUUAACGGAACCGGUCCCUGCGUGGUUCCCAGUUUAAUCGACACGCCAGAGGUGGAACCUGCACAGAAGAGCAAGAGCAGUGUGUCCUACGAGGACAAGCUGAAGGAGAACUUUGCGCGAGGCAGCGCUGAGCUGGAGAAAAGGGCGCUGGCUCUGGAGGAGGAGCAGAGGAAGGAGAGGGAGAGGAUGGAGCGGGAGGAGAGGGAGGAGAGAGAACGGAGGGAGAGGGAGGUGAGGGGAGAUGGAGAACCGGAGGAGGCUGGAGGAGGAGAGGCGAUUGGAGAGGCAGCAAGAGGUGUGGAGCGACAGAGGGAGGAGGACAGGCUGAGAGAGCUGGAGAGGAAGGAGACGGCCAAGCAGGAGAUGGAGCGCCAGAGGAGGGAAGAGUGGGAGCGACGGAAGAGAGAGGAGCUGGGGGAGGAGGAAAGAGGAGGAGCAGGAGGAGAUAUCUCGACCCGCGCCAAAAAGACGAGUCUGGAGCUGGAGCUGGAGGCAGUGGGCAACAAGCACAAGCAGAUCUCAGACCGCCUCCGAGACGCUCAGAGCACGAGGAGGAUCCAGAAGGCUGAGGUGGACCUCAUCAAUCAGAGGAGAGACGCACGCAUCGCUGAGAUCAACACGCUUCAGCUGCAGUUUGAGGACUGGCAGAGGAAGCUCUCGCAGCUCGGUCCAGAGCAACAGCUGCUCACCGAGAAACUGAGAAGCAUCAGCCUCAACGAACUCCCCACCGUGACGCUGACCUCCGUGACUGGCGACGUGACGGAGAAGAGCGUGAACUGCCGCAGACUGAAGGAUCAGCUGGAUGUUCUGGAAAAGGAGACGACAGACAAGCUGGCCCAGAUGGAGCAGUACAGCAAGGAGCUGAAGCUUGGGGACAUGGAUGACUGCGUCCUGCGAGGCCUUCUCUCCCUGCUGGCCUGCCUCAGCCAGCUCUUCCUCCUCAUCAAGGAGCUGAGGGAAAAGCAGGUGAAGCAGCAGGCCGUCCUGGACGACCUGCACAGAGUCAAAGAGGAGAAACUGAGGGAGAUGCAGAGGCGCAGAGAGGAGGAGAGAGAAAGGAGGAGGAAGAGUGAGGAAGAAGAGGCAGCCAGACGAGCAAAGCUGGAGCAAGAGAGGCGAGAACGGGAGCAAAAGGAGCAGGAAAAGAGAGAGAGGGAGGAGGAGGAAGCCCGGCAGAGGAGGCUUCAGGAGGAGCAGAAGGCCAAGCAGAAGGAGGAGGAGGAGAGGCAGGCCGUGGCUCGCCUAAGAGCUGCUCAGGAGAAAGCACAGGAGGAGGAGAGGAGAAGAAGACAGAAGGAGGAGGAGAGGAGAAGAAGACAGGAGGAGGAGGAGGAGGAAAAGAAGAAAAAGAUGGAGGAGGAGGAGAGACGAAAAGAAGAAGAAGAGAGGAGGAAGGAGGAGCAGGAAGGAGCACAGCUGACCACAUACCGAGCCCUGUACUCCUUUGUUGCCCGUAACGCAGACGAGCUGAGCAUAGAUGCACACGGUCUUAUAGAGGUGGAUGAGCACACUGUUGGAGAGCCUGGAUGGUUGUUUGGGAGUUACCAUGGAAACCGUGGCUGGUUUCCCCAGAGUUACGCUGAGAAGUGUCCCACACCGUCCCCUUUGGCAUCUUCUGCAUCCUCACCCGGGAAAGCGUCCGGGCCACCUCCGACGCUAAAGGCUAGAGACUCUGGUGUGGAGGAGGAGGGCGACAACACAGCUUCUGCCCUCUCAGACGCUCCACAGCCGUCGGGUUCUCUGCUUGCCCGCGCCGUCUCUUCUUGGUCAGCCACCUCAGAAACUCUCCUCAGUCCUUCCUCCGACGCUAGUAGCGCGCUGCUGAGCUUCUCGCAGGGCGACGCCAUCAGCGUGCUGCAGCAGAGGGACGACUGGUGGUUCGGACAGCUCAACGGGAUGCAGGGAUGGUUUCCUCAAACGUGCGUCACGCUGGAGGCUGCUGGGAACCCAGACUUGGCCUCGCUGGACUCGUGUGACCCCGCUCAGCUAGAAGAGUACGUGGCCUUGUACACGUAUGAGAGCCCGGAGACGGGUGACCUGACUUUUGCGGAGGGGGACGUUGUCAUGGUAACAGAGAGAGAGGGAGAGUGGUGGCGGGGAUGCAUCGGUGACCAGACGGGAGUGUUUCCCUCCAACUACGUGCGACCUGUUGAGCCCGAGGGAUCAAGACCUGGAGUUCCAAACAAAAGACCCGCAGAGAUAGCUCAGGCCAUCACCUCCACCCUGGCCCCAGCAGCAUAUCGGCUGUGCCUGUCUCCGGGGCAACUGGUUGUGGUCCGGGCCAAGAACUCCACCGGCUGGUGGCUGGGGGAACUGCAGGUUCGGGGUAGAAAGCGUCAGAAAGGCUGGCUUCAUUCGUCUCACGUCAGACUCCUGGGACCGUCCAGCAGCAAGUCGUCUCCGAGUCCUCUGCCAGUGUGCCAGGUCAUUGCCAUGUAUGAUUACGCCGCCGCCAACCAGGACGAGCUGAGCUUCUCCAAGGGUCAGCUGAUCAACGUCCUGGACAAGACCAGCCCCGACUGGUGGAAGGGAGAAGCCAACGGCGUCACGGGCCUGCUGCCCACCAAUUAUGUCACGAUGACAACAGAGUCUGAUCCCAGCCAGCAGUGGUGUGCAAACCUGAUGACGCUGGACACAAUGAGUCCUCAGGAGAGGAAGAGGCAGGGUUACAUCCAUGAGCUAAUCCAGACGGAGGAGACUUACGUGGAGGAUCUGGAGCUGGUGCUGGAGGUGUUCCACAAGCCCAUGUCGGAGUCAGGUCGUCUGACAGAAACUGAGAUGACGAUGAUCUUUGUGAACUGGAGGGAGCUGAUCAUGUGCAACACCAAACUGCUCAAGGCCCUGCGCGUUCGGAAGCAAGCGGGAGGAGACAACAUGCCCGUCCGGCUGAUCGGAGACCUGCUGGCUUCUGAACUUGCUCACAUGCAGCCGUACAUCUGUUUCUGCUCCCGUCAGCUGAACGCCGCCGCCCUGCUGCAGAGCAAAACGCACUCCCAGCCAGACUUUAAAGACUUCCUAAAGAAAAUCGCCACUAACUACCGCUGUAAAGGAAUGCCGCUGUCCAGCUUCCUCCUGAAGCCCAUGCAGAGGAUCACCCGCUACCCGCUGCUCAUUAAGAACAUCUUGGAGCACACACCAGAAGGUCACGCAGACCGCGCGCCUCUGCGAGAAGCUCUGGAGCGAGCCGAGGAGCUGUGCCUUCAGGUCAACGAGGGCGUCCGGGAGAAGGAGAACUCGGACCGGCUGGAGUGGAUCCAGAACCACGUUCAGUGUGAGGGGCCCAUAGAGCAUCUGAUCUUCAACUCCCUGACCAACUGCGUCGGGCCUCGAAAGUUACUCCACAGCGGUCGACUGUACAAAAGCAAAAGCAGCAGGGAGCUUUGGGCCUUCCUCUUCAACGACUUCCUCCUCCUCACUCACAGCGCCAAACCUUUCUCUUCCUCUGGCUCGGAGAAGUUGUUCAGCUCCAAAACCAGCAUACAGCUCAAGAUGUACAAGACGCCGCUGUUCCUGAACGAAGUUUUGGUGAAAAUGCCGCCUGACCCGUCCAGCGACGAGCCGCUCUUCCACGUCUCGCACAUCGAUCGGGUCUACGCCCUCAGAACCGAGACUUUAAGUGAGAGGACAGCGUGGGUCCAGAAAAUCAAAGCAGCGUCGGAACAUUUCAUCGAGACGGAGAAGAAAAAGAGAGAGAGAGCAUAUCAAGCUCGUUCUCUAAAGUCCAGCGGCAUCGGGCGACUGCUGGUUACGGUCACUGAGGCUCAGGAACUUAAAGCCUGUAAACCAAACGGUAAGAGCAAUCCGUACUGCGAGCUGACCAUCGGCGCUCAGUGCUACACGUCCCGGCCCGUCAGUGACACUCUGAACCCCAAGUGGAACUUCAACUGUCAGUUUUUUAUCAAAGACCUGUACCAGGAUGUCCUGUCCAUCACCGUGUUUGAGAAAGACCAGUUCUCACCAGACAAUUUUCUGGGUCGCACUGAGGUUCCCGUGGCAACCAUAAAGAAAGACAUGGAGAGCAAAGGAGCAGCGACCCGUCGCCUGCUUCUGCACGAAGUCUCCACUGGAGAGGUGUCGGUCAAACUGGACCUUCAGCUUUAUGAGUAGGCUCAACGAGCACCAAGUACAAAAAAAUACACAGAAAUGUGCUUAAAGUACCACAAAAUACUUUGAAUAUUGCUUUUUUCCCCCUUUCUGUUCCGCACACCAACCUUCAUGCAGCUAAAAUGUGAAGAAAGUCACUAAUAUUUUCAGAUUCCCCGCUGAGUCAGAUUGGCUCAAUAAAACAGGUCUUUAUUUUCUAGUUGUGAUGAGCAGCGACGAGCUGUAAAGUGUAUUUUAACAAGUUAAUAUAAAGGGAUAUUUUAUUACCACUAAAUGAGAAAUAAGACACACAUCUCACUGCUUCAGAUGUUAUUUGUUUAGUACGUUACAACUUUAUCUUGUAAAUCUGAACCGUUGUGUUUUAUGUGAAAUGUGCCAUUAAACUCCUGAGGUGGAAUGAAUAAAGUGCUUUUACUGAUUUGGUUGAA
Messenger RNA from Nothobranchius furzeri (turquoise killifish), 5711 nucleotides. Lineage: Eukaryota; Metazoa; Chordata; Actinopteri; Cyprinodontiformes; Nothobranchiidae. The record is from RefSeq and is a predicted model, not a curated record.